AUGUCAGUCACCGCCUUCACUUGCAUCCCCGACCCUCGCCCCAGUCGCCUGAAUCGUAUCGGCCAACUGCGAAACUACACGCAAAAUCGCAGUUUGAGCAGUCGAUUCCCCUGGCGUUCGUCGACCUCUGGGCCCAACUCGCCGAACCCGGUGGAGAACUCGAACGCGAGCUCCACUCCGUGCCCAGAUACCGAUCACCCAGCCCUCUCACGGUACACAUCGGCGCCCUCUGAAAGUUCGGGCUUUGGCGACCUUACCAGUCGCGUCUCCUCUGCCGAUUCCGCGGUUUCGACUCAGUCCAACGAAGCCCCUCAGACAACAGCUCAUGUCAUGGCUCGGCUGAGGAGCGCUUCAGCCGCACAGCACCCGCCACCACGCACACAAGAUCGACAAAACUCUGAAUCUAGUGCCUCCCCUGAGCCGAAUUCCCUGCAAACCGAUGGAAUCGCGCCAACCAGCGUCCCCGAGGACUCGAUUACCUCGCCGAAACCAGACAAGAAGGCGACCAUUCGUUUCUUCCCAUAUCAGGAUUCCCACGCGAGUACCAGCACGAGACCGUCACUACCCUUUGUUCCUGUCGCCCGCACCCUGCCGUCUGAAAGCUGUGUGAUUCGAGUGGGCCGAUACUCGGAACGCGAUGGCAUUCCCGUCCCUAACCCCACCGAACCCUCGGAUGCCCCUGUGGGCUUCAAGUCCAAGGUAGUGAGCCGGAAACACUGCGAGUUCUUGUACGUCAAUGGACAGUGGCAUAUCAAGGAUGUGGGGAGCUCGUCGGGCACGUUUUUGAACCAUAUGCGCCUAAGCCAGCCCAAUAUGGUCUCCCGUCUGUAUUCGAUCAAAGACGGAGAUAUUGUCCAACUGGGUAUUGAUUUCCGCGGUGGAGAAGAGAUGAUCUUCCGAUGCGUUCGCAUUCGCAUCGAGUGUAACCGAUCGUGGCAACAGCAGCCUAACGAGUUCAACAAAAAUACAGAAAGCCUGAUCAAAAACUUGGGCAAAGGCGAGACAGCCGAUUACUCGGGAUGUCGGGAAUGUUCUAUCUGCCUGGGAUCUGUUCUGCGCCCCUACCAAUGUUUGUUCAUGGCAGCCUGCGCACACGUUUGGCAUUACAAAUGUAUCAGCCGACUGCUCCACUCGCCUGACUAUCCUAUGUUCCAAUGCCCCAAUUGUCGUGCAUUCACCGAUCUCAGCGCAGAGGUAGACGACUCCAAUGACCUCGAAGACAAGCGUGAGAAGGAACCAGCAGCAGCACACGAGCAACAAGAAGAAGAACCACAACAUGGUCCCACCGAGCAGAUACCAGAGGCAUCGUCGGAAAGCCAAAACAUCCCAUCAACAAACGACGUGGAUCAGCCUGAAGACCAACUGGGAGAUGUCACCGAAGAAGAAAACCUACCGAAUGACACUGAAGAAGCUAGCCUAUCAAAUGGCGCCCAAGAAGCUAGCCUAUCAAAUGGUGCGGGUGGCUUGCUCAUCCAUCACGACCAACUGGGAAGUUUCAUCGAAGAAGAUAGCCUAGCCAAUGGCCUGGAGCACCUGCUCAUUCAAGACUACCUGCGAACUGAUACCCGCUCGGACGACGCACAAAGCACCGGCUCACCAGCUCCCGAUUCCAGCAACACCGACCUCGCACGCAGCGCCACAAUCAGCAUACCCGGCUGGCAACCCAGCCAACCCCUCAGCAUACCGCCAGGCAGACAAGCUCAGUUGCGGUCAGACACCCCAGGGCGCUCAGAGACAUCAGACGAUAACCCGCUGACACCGCGCAACGACUCCGGCCCCCUCGCCUUCGACGGAAGAGCGGGAAUGCCUUAG
Messenger RNA from Penicillium arizonense, 1812 nucleotides. Its product is annotated as FHA domain protein. Gene Ontology annotation, biological process: ubiquitin-dependent protein catabolic process; mitotic spindle assembly checkpoint signaling; negative regulation of septation initiation signaling. The coding region runs from base 1 to 1812 and encodes 603 amino acids. The record is from RefSeq and is a predicted model, not a curated record. The transcript is spliced from 3 exons. Lineage: Eukaryota; Fungi; Ascomycota; Eurotiomycetes; Eurotiales; Aspergillaceae. Gene Ontology annotation, cellular component: cytosol; mitotic spindle pole body; cell division site. Gene Ontology annotation, molecular function: ubiquitin protein ligase activity; protein binding.